Molecule: messenger RNA, 5450 nt
Organism: Hippocampus zosterae (dwarf seahorse)
Lineage: Eukaryota; Metazoa; Chordata; Actinopteri; Syngnathiformes; Syngnathidae
Gene: pnpla6
Product: patatin-like phospholipase domain containing 6
Exons: 38
Coding region: 314-4465 (1383 amino acids)
Biological process (GO): phosphatidylcholine metabolic process
Cellular component (GO): endoplasmic reticulum
Molecular function (GO): phosphatidylcholine lysophospholipase A1 activity
Source: RefSeq, a predicted model, not a curated record
AGUUGGCACAACUCUUAUCAGACACAGUUACAGUAGAUACACUAAGUGCUCACACUCUACCACCUUUAACGCUUCUUCUUUGAGGGAUAAUGGCAGACAGAUGAAGCCUCCUCUCUCGCUGUAUUGCAGCAACAUCCUGUCUGCUCAGUGACAUUUAACCAUUCGCUGAUGAUCAAGAUUCAGCAGGAAGUGCAUCAUGCCUGUCUUGCAGCUGAUGCCAGCCUAUGGCAUUGGUUCGCGUUGAGUACUUGCAAGUACUGAAUGCAGGCGAGUGGCCUUUUAUGGAUCACCCCUAUGAAGAAACAGAGUUACAAUGGGACAGAGUACCUCGGAACAAGAGGUCCAAACAGAUUCUCCAGAGGACAAGUUUAAUGACAUCAAGUCCUUUGUGGAGGAGGAACUCCAGACCAGCAUGAUGAUGGGGAUUGUGAUUGGUGCUGGCGUUGCCAUUGUCCUUAUUGCCAUCCUCAUCUUCUUCAUCCUGCGGCGGAUCCACCUAAGAAACCUAGAAGCACAGGAGGCUCCCAAGUACCGCUUUCGUAAAAGAGACAAAGUCAUGUUCUAUGGGCGAAAGAUCAUGCGUAAAGUCUCCCAGUCUACCUCCUCGCUGGUGGGUACAUCGUCCUCCUCUCGACCACGCCUCAAAAAGAAGCAGAAGAUGCUCAACAUUGCCAAAAAGAUCCUGCGCUUUAAGAAGGAAGUGCCUACACUGCAGGCCAAGGAGCCUCCUCCCUCCGUACUGGAGGCAGAUCUUACAGAAUUUGACGUGGCCAACUCUCACCUUCCUUCGGAGGUGCUCUAUAUGCUUAAAAAUGUCCGUGUGCUUGGCCACUUUGAGAAGCCCCUCUUUCUCGAGCUUUGCAAGCACAUGGUGUUUGUACAGUUCCAACAAGGGGAGUAUGUCUUCAGGCCCGGCCAGCCAGACAGCAGCAUCUAUGUGGUUCAAGAUGGAAAAUUAGAAUUGUGCCUUACUGGAAUGGAUGGCAAAGAAAGCGUGGUAAAGGAGGUUUUCCCGGGAGACAGUGUCCACAGCCUCCUUAGCAUUCUGGAUGUCAUCACUGGCCACCAGAAGCCUUACAGAACAGUGUCGGCACGGGCUGCUGAGGUCUCCACUGUUCUUCGUUUACCAGUAGAGGCCUUCCUGUCCAUAUUUGAGAAGUACCCCGAAAGCCUAGUGCGAGUAGUACAGAUUAUCAUGGUUCGGCUCCAGAGAGUUACAGUUUUAGCCCUUCACAACUACCUGGGCCUGACAAAUGAACUCUUCAGCCAUGAAUUGCAUCCCUCACGUCAGCCACCUCCAUCUCCUCACCCGACCCGCACCAGUCCCAUCCGCCACGGCAAGCGCUUUGGCAGCCUGACAGUGCCUGAGGAGCAACGUGAAGCUAUCAUAAAAGGUGAUUUAGCCGGAGAUCAAGCCAAGGAUGGAGCUACUCUGAGUCGGACUAUCUCUAUGCCCGUGGAUAUUGCUGGUUUACAGAAAGGUUUGAGAUCGGACUUUGACAUGGCAUAUGAACGGGGACGGAUCUCUGUGUCUGCAGAAGAUGGCAACACCCCACCCAACUUUUCUCGGUCUGUUUCCCAGGACCAGCGGGAGAGGAAGGUGACAGUGGAUGAGGUUCCUUCGGGGAUUUACUUGUAUCCAGAGGAAGAGACAGGGGUGGAUAAUAUUUUCACAACUGUAACCUGUCGAUCCAAUUCAGCGUUGUUUGAGGAAGCACAGAAAGAGGUCCUUAAGCUCAUGAAGAUUGAGGACCCCUCGCUGUUAAAUGGGAAAGUUACUUUACACCAUGCUAAAGCUGGAGCUGUCUUGGCCAGACAGGGAGAUCAGGAUGUGAGUCUGCACUUUGUUCUGUCCGGAUGCCUGCACGUCUAUCAGCGGAUGAUAAAUAAGCAGGAAGCCGUCUGCCUGUUUGUGACCCACCCAGGGGAGAUGGUGGGACAGCUUGCUGUGCUUACUGGGGAGCCUCUUAUUUUCACCAUCAAGGCCAUACGGGACUGUACUUACCUCAAGAUAUCCAAAUCUGAUUUCUAUGAGAUUAUGAGGGAGCAGCCCAGCGUGGUGUUGAGUGCAGCGCACACUGUGGCCAUCCGUAUGUCACCAUUUGUCAGACAGAUGGACUUUGCUAUUGACUGGAUGGCUGUGGAAGCAGGUAGAGCUCUCUACAGACAGGAUGAUCAGUCGGACUGCACAUACAUCAUUCUCAAUGGACGUCUGCGUUCAGUCAUCCGCAAGGCAAAUGGCAAGAAAGAACUCGUGGGGGAAUAUGGAAGAGGAGACCUGAUUGGAGUGGUGGAGGCAUUAACCAGACAGCCGCGAGCAACGACUGUGCAUGCCGUAAGAGACACUGAAUUGGUCAAGCUGCCCGAGGGAACACUCAACAACAUCAAAAGAAGAUAUCCUCAGGUGGUGACGAGGUUGAUCCACUUACUUGGCCAGAAAAUUCUGGGGAACCUCCAACAGGGUCGAGGCCCAUUCUCAGGCUCAGCCCUGAGUCUGCCCAGUAUGAAAACAAGUGCUGAUGUAACCAACCCUGCCAGCAACCUCUCGACUGUGGCUGUGCUACCAGUAUGUGAUGAAGUGCCAAUCAAUGCAUUCAACCUGGAGCUCAGCCAUGCCCUCAGCGCCAUUGGGCCAACUUUGCUGUUGACCAGUGACAUCAUCAGAGAGAGACUUGGAGCAUCUGCCUUGGACAGCAUCUAUGAGUACCGCCUGUCUGGCUGGUUGGCCCAGCAGGAGGACCUCAAUCGAAUUGUCUUGUACCAGACUGACAACAGCAUGACCCCAUGGACUCAGCGCUGCAUUCGUCAGGCAGAUUGCAUCCUUAUUGUUGGACUGGGAGACCAGGAACCAACAGUUGGCGAGUUGGAGCAGAUGCUGGAAAACACAGCAGUCCGUGCAUUGAAACAGCUGAUCCUUCUUCACAGAGAAGAUAGUUCAGGUCCUUCCAGGACAGUCGAGUGGCUUAACAUGCGUAGCUGGUGCUCGGGGCAUCUUCACCUGAAGUGUCCUCGCAGGGUCUUUUCCAGACGCAGCCCCAGCAAACUGAGAGAGGUUUACGAAAAGGUUUUUGAGAAAACAGCAGAUAGACACAGUGAUUUCUCUCGGCUGGCCCGAGAGCUGACCGGAAACAGUAUAGCUCUUGUGCUGGGAGGUGGCGGAGCAAGAGGUUGUUCUCACGUGGGUGUAAUUAAAGCUAUGGAGGAAGCGGGGAUUCCCAUUGACAUUGUUGGUGGAACGUCUAUUGGAUCAUUCAUUGGUGCACUGUACGCUGAAGAGAGGAGUGCUGUCAGAACCAAGCAGAGAGCCAGAGAGUGGUCAAAGGCCAUGAACUCAGUAUUCAAAACAGUCUUGGACCUGACCUAUCCCAUCACCUCCAUGUUCUCUGGCUCUGCAUUCAAUACGAGCAUCUACAAGGUUUUUCAGGACAAGCAAGCUGAGGACUUGUGGCUGCCGUAUUUCAACGUCACUACGGAUAUCACAGCAUCUGCCAUGCGUGUUCACCAAGAUGGUUGCGUCUGGCGAUAUGUUAGAGCCAGUGCCUCGUACACCCCCUAUUUACCUCCCCUCUGCGACCCCAAGGAUGGCCAUUUGCUUGUGGACGGUUGCUAUGUAAACAAUGUCCCAGGCUCUCUGUGGCGCUAUGUGCGAGCGAGCAUGACCCUAUCUGGGUACCUGCCGCCUCUCUGCGACCCCAAAGAUGGGAACUUGCUUAUGGAUGGUGGCUACAUCAACAAUAUCACAGCGGAUAUUGCGAGGAACAUGGGCGCCAAAACAGUCAUUGCCAUUGAUGUGGGAAGCCAGGAUGAGACAGACCUCUGUAACUAUGGCGACUGUCUGUCUGGCUGGUGGUUACUGUGGAAACGAAUCAAUCCUUGGGCCGAAAAAGUCAAGGUGCCAGACAUGGCAGAGAUCCAGUCUCGGCUCGCCUAUGUGUCUUGUGUGCGGCAAUUAGAGGUGGUCAAGAAAAGUGCUUAUUGCGAGUACAUUAGACCGCCCAUUGAUCGUUUCAAGACCAUGGACUUUGGCAAGUUUGACGAGAUUUAUGAUGUGGGCUUCCAGCACGGUAAGCUGUUGUUCACUGGCUGGGCCCGAGGUGACAUCAUUGAAAACAUGCUAAGGGAUCAUCGAUCUGCUGACUACAACGACAGCAAAAGAGUUGAUUCAUGCACGUGCCAAGGAGCCGACUUCACAGACCUUGCAGAGAUUGUCUCCAGGAUCGAGCCAGUCCAAAACUAUGUUUCUGCUGAGGCGGAGGAGUCAGACUGUCUGACGGAGUAUGAGGAGGACGGGAUAGAUGCUGUGAGAGAGGAGGAAGGACAAGAGGAGGAAGAAGAGGCAGAAGACCCAGAGGACCAGUCCCCGGCAGAGUGGGGACCGAAUGGAAUCUUCCAGACUGAUGAGGAAAAAUCAGUGAGGCGACGUCGGAAACACACCAGCGACGCCUCCGAAGUCUCUGACUGCUGACAACAAGCCACAGUGGGAGAUUUUUAAGUGGAUCAUCAAGGGCCCCAAAAAAAACCUCAGACAAUGUGCUCCACGCCAAUUUUUUUUGGAAAUACGUUGUUUGUUUUCUCUUGAACUCAUCCUCAAAGCUCUCUCAGUCAUGCUCCCGAUCAGUCACUCUGAUCCCAAAAGAAGUGGCUUUCUCUGUCUGUUCCACAAGAACUUAAGCAGGUUUUUCAGAGACGGAUUUGAAAGAGGCCCACUUACUCCAUGUUCUCUUUUCCUCAAACCCCAAAAGGACUCCACUGCCCCCUCCCCACCCUACCGCCCCCCCCCCCCCCCCACACACACACAGCAGUGUUUGGCUAUCAAAUGGCCAAAACGACGCCACAAUGCAUGCUUCCAGGCUAUUAAUAUACACUGUGCGUGUGUGAGUCUGCGUGUGUCUGAAUAUUGAAAUAGUAGCAGAAGAAGGUGGAUGUGUUUUGGAACUCUGGGAAGAAUGAAUGCUCAUGUUGACAAAAUGACAUUUCAAGUUGCAUCAAUCAUGAAGAUAGCAGAUGAAAUAGAUCCUGGAAAGUCAAGGACGUGAAUGGAACUUCAAAUUGUUUUAAAAUGUGUCUUUUCAGGAAGUACAAAAGCAGCAGCAAGUGAGUAUUAUUUUAAUGUAAUUUAUUUGAAUACGAAAGCACAAUGGCAGCUUGCUUUUGGUAGUUGUCAGGGAAGAGAUGAGAGGAUGAAUGUGUGAUGGAACUUUGAAUUGAUUGUGCUGCUGUGAUUGGUCCAAGCGGUUUGGAUGACUGUGGGAUGCAGCCAGCGUCCCAACCCAGACCCCCUUUUGCCACACAGUGUCCAUUUUCAUUUUGACUGUACAAAAACGCUCUGUCGCUUUCCCCACCAAGUUAUGCUCACCCCGUAACAGAUGUGAUGUCACUCUGUACACCCCCAUGUUGAACUUAUUUAUCACAGUCUCCACUCAAAAGCACCCUGAGUAAAAAAACAAAAA